This is a messenger RNA of Cucurbitaria berberidis CBS 394.84, 1323 nucleotides long. RefSeq names its product HAD-like protein. The transcript has a single exon. Lineage: Eukaryota; Fungi; Ascomycota; Dothideomycetes; Pleosporales; Cucurbitariaceae. The record is from RefSeq and is a predicted model, not a curated record. The coding region runs from base 142 to 885 and encodes 247 amino acids.
GGCAUGAAGUGGGGCUCCAACGGCAACACACUCAACUAUAUAGUCUUCAAUCGCUAAUCGAACAACCAAACCGCUUACCACCCGAUCAAGACCAGCACAUUCACCUCUCUUCCCAUACACAACCAAACACCUGCAUGCACGAUGUCUAAACUCACAGACUUCAAACUCCUCUCCUUCGACGUCUACGGUACCCUCAUCGACUGGGAACGCGGCGCCCUUACUGCCUUUGAGCCCUCCCUCCGCAAAUCCGGCAAAACAUCCGACGACCCAGACUUCGACGGGAAGCGUAUUCUGCAAGUACUGCAUGAGAUAGAACCGAUUGUGGAGAGGGAAAAUCCACGCUUGAAGUACUCUGAGGUUCUAAGCAUCGUUCACCCUAAACUCUGCAAAGAACUCGGCCUAGAAGAGCCCACGAAAGAGGAGAGCAAGAAAUUUGGCAACUCAGUCGGCGAUUGGCCUGGAUUUUCCGAUAGUGUGGAGGCGUUGAAGCGAUUAAGUACGAUGUACAAACUUGUUGUCCUCUCAAACGUCGACAACGAGUCCUUCAAAGCGGGCAACGCGCAUGGUCUGGAAGGAUUCAAGUUCGACGCUGUCUACACCGCUGAGGAUAUUGGGAGCUAUAAGCCGGACUUGAGGAACUUUGAGUAUAUGCUGAAGCAGGUCAAGGAAGACUUUGGGAUAGAAAAGCAUGAGGUGUUGCAGACUGCCCAGUCGCAAUUCCACGACCAUCAUCCAGCAAAGGAUAUUGGCAUUAAAAGUAGUUGGAUAUAUCGUCCUGGCGCUGUCAUGGGAAACCGCAAGGACCCGGUAUUCAACUGGAAAUUUGACACUCUUAGUGACAUGGCGGACGCUGUUGAGAAGGAGUUGGCUGAUCAGAAGAAGUAAAUGAGUAUUUCAAAUGGUACAAACUUAGACAAGUUCGCAUAUUUAGUUAAAACUUCGAUUUAUGAUGAAAAUUAAGUUUAGGUCGACGAGUUCCGACUUGACGCGCGAGGACCGGGCCGCCCCUUCGGGGCUGAACAACGCUAGCGCUGUACCUUCAAUCUCACCGACAUCGAACCAUCCACUCUUUCCCCCGUCGUCCUUUUCAAGUACCGAUAGCUUUCUUCGUCAUCAUGCAGUCAAUUGCGACUCUAAAGGCCCGAUCAGGCUGUCGAAGGCAGCCACUCGCCAAACACUCUUCGUCCUUCGUCGCCCACCCCCUCCUUUGCCUUGUCUCAUUUGCCCUGUCUCCUACAAAUAGCGCCUAAGAAUCGACAACUCUUAUACAUGAUUGGGUAUUUGGAUGGUCAGAUAGCCUGCCCGCUAUGGGUUCGCUCGACG